GUCACGAACGGAAGAAGAAGACGGGUGACGUCAUCUCUUCGGCCCAUACAUGGCGACUACAGACGUCGAAGAUUUCAUCGGACAAAACAGGCAGUUGGCGGAUUUAGUUGAGACGUUUCGCAGCAUUUCCGAAAGCGACAAACACUGGAAGUGCCGGAGAGAGUUUUUAUUCAGAAACAUCAGCGACUAUGAAGACCAUCACCUGGAUCAUCUGCUCGCGCUGUCCAUGGUGUGGGCGAACCACGUGUUCCUGGGCUGCAGGUACGAUCCGGUGCUGCUGGAGAAGGUGAAAGAGAUGGCAGAAGGGAUUGUCGUGGAGGACGCUCCUGUUUUUAAGACCAGAGAUGAACUGAUCAAACAGCAACAACAAAAGAGGUGACGCCUGCAGGACUCGUGUUGUUUUAGCAGCAUCAUUAUUCCACCCACCUGACGAGGAACUGAAGAACUGCCCGAGAUCAUCAGCAUUUCCUAUUCAAGGACUUGAACUGCACAACUUGGAAUAACUUUUAGCUUUGACUUGUAAUGUUUUAUCCCUAGCUGUACAUAUGAUGAAUCUUUUUUUAAAAUACUUUUUUACUAUGCAUGUUUUAAUAAUGACCUACAAUAAAAAUGAAUGCAUUUUCUUCA
Molecule: messenger RNA, 627 nt
Organism: Labeo rohita (rohu)
Lineage: Eukaryota; Metazoa; Chordata; Actinopteri; Cypriniformes; Cyprinidae
Gene: xtbd1
Product: CDKN2A interacting protein N-terminal like
Exons: 3
Coding region: 50-379 (109 amino acids)
Source: RefSeq, a predicted model, not a curated record